Messenger RNA from Sclerotinia sclerotiorum 1980 UF-70, 1620 nucleotides. RefSeq lists its product as hypothetical. Bases 1 to 1620 code for a protein of 539 amino acids. NCBI's taxonomy places the organism in Eukaryota, Fungi, Ascomycota, Leotiomycetes, Helotiales, Sclerotiniaceae. The record is from RefSeq and is a predicted model, not a curated record. Gene Ontology annotation, cellular component: plasma membrane. Gene Ontology annotation, molecular function: purine nucleobase transmembrane transporter activity. Gene Ontology annotation, biological process: transmembrane transport. The transcript has 7 exons.
AUGCUUUCUAUUAAAGAGUAUAUCGACAAUCUCAACACGAGAGCCUCCAAAUCAACUUUUGGUAGAGUUUUUCGCCUUGAUGGAUGUGGUCAUGAACAACAAAAGAAGAGUGCCAAAUUCGUCACGGAAAUCAGAGCUGGGGUGACAACCUUUUUCACAAUGGCAUAUAUCAUUGCCGUCAAUUCAACGGUUAUAUCACAGAGCGGUGGCCCCUGUAUCUGUUCCGAUACAGAAGAUCCGUCAUGUGCAACAGAUUCUGACUACGCCGCCUGUGUUCUUGACAUCAAUCGUGAUAUGAUUACUGCCACUGCAGCAGUAGCAGGCAUAGGAUCCUUAGCAUUUGGCUUCUUCACUAAUCUCCCGGUCGCUUUGGCACCUGGCAUGGGCCUGAAUGCAUACUUUACUUACCAAGUUGUUGGAUUUCAUGGAACUGGGACUGUUCCUUAUCGUUUGGCACUCACAGCAGUAUUCAUAGAAGGAUUUAUUUUCGUUUUCUUAUCUUUAAUCGGCAUGCGACAAUGGCUUGUAAAGGUCAUACCUGCUUCCAUCAAGGUCGCUAGCGGUGUCGGGAUUGGCCUGUUUUUAACAGAAACCGGAAUGUCAUACUCUGCAGGAAUUGGUGCUAUGACUGGCUCCGCCAUGUGGAUCGGAAUUAUCUUCGGAGGUUUCUUAACCGCAUACCUAAUGGCAUUUAGAUUCAAAUCAGCGAUAAUUAUUGGCAUUGCAAUUGUAUCUAUCUUCUCAUGGCCGCGCGGCACGACUUUUACGUAUUUCCCGUACACUCCUGAUGGUGAAUCACGUUUCCAAUUCUUCAAACAAGUUGUCGCAUUUCAUCCCAUCCGCAACACACUCGCGGCACAGGAUUGGGAUAUCACUGCUGCAGGCUCUCACUUUGCUUUGGCACUUUUCACUUUCUUAUAUGUCGACAUCAUCGAUUGUACCGCGACUUUGUAUUCCAUGGCACGCUUUUCAGGAGCAGUCGAUACGAAAACUGGAGAUUUUCCCCGCUCUACCAUUGCAUAUUGUACGGACGCCAUGACAAUUUCCAUCGGCUCUUUAUUUGGAUGUUCACCUGUAACUGCAUUCAUUGAGUCUGGUGCAGGUAUAACUGAGGGUGGCCGGACAGGCCUCACAGCUAUUACAACUGGUGUCUGCUUUCUAAUAUCCAUUUUCUUCGCGCCCAUCUUCGCGUCAAUUCCUCCAUGGGCUACGGGAUGUACUCUUAUCCUAGUAGGAUGCAUGAUGAUGCGUCAAGUUGUUUCAGUCAACUGGUCCUAUAUUGGCGAUGCCCUCCCGGCUUUCGUCACUAUCGUCUCAAUCCCUUAUACAUACUCCGUUGCAUAUGGGUUAAUUGCCGGUUUAAUGACAUAUACCGCUCUCAAUGGAUCCGUAUACUUAACACAAAAGAUUUCAAUGGGUAGAUUAACUCCACCAGAUGCUGAUAAUGCUGAAUACUGGACAUAUAAACCGAGCGGUGGUACGGCACCAUGGUUUAUUAGAGUGGCUCAUCGAAAGUUUUGGCAUAGAGGUGAUAUGGAAAGUAUUGAUGGAAAUUCGGCUACCAUGGAACAUGAAUUAGCUGAGAAGAGACACUCCGAGAUCAGAUCUUCUGAUCUUUGA